GGAGAAUCCCGUAUUCUCAGAGUAAAAGUUGUUUCCGGAAUUGAUCUUGCCAAAAAGGACAUCUUUGGAGCCAGUGAUCCGUAUGUGAAACUUUCGUUGUACGUAGCGGAUGAGAAUAGAGAACUUGCUUUGGUGCAGACAAAAACAAUUAAAAAGACGCUGAACCCUAAAUGGAAUGAAGAAUUCUACUUUAGAGUAAACCCAUCUAAUCACAGACUCCUUUUUGAAGUAUUUGAUGAAAAUAGAUUGACACGAGACGACUUCCUGGGCCAGGUGGACGUGCCCCUUAGUCACCUUCCGACGGAAGAUCCAACCAUGGAGCGACCCUACACGUUUAAGGACUUUCUUCUCAGACCAAGAAGUCAUAAAUCUCGAGUGAAGGGAUUUCUGCGACUGAAGAUGGCCUACAUGCCCAAAAACGGCGGUCAGGAUGAAGAGGGCGGCGAGCAGAGGGACGACAUGGAGCACGGGUGGGAAGUCGUGGACUCGAAUGACUCGGCUUCUCAGCACCAAGAGGAGCUUCCUCCUCCUCCUCUGCCCCCCGGGUGGGAAGAAAAAGUGGACAAUUUAGGCCGGACUUACUACGUCAACCACAACAACCGGACCACCCAGUGGCACCGACCGAGCUUGAUGGACGUGGCCUCGGAGUCGGACAGCAACAUCAGGCAGAUCAACCAGGAGGCGGCACACAGGCGCUUCCGCUCGCGCAGGCACAUCAGCGAGGACCUGGAGCCCGAGCCCUCGGAAGGCGGCGAUGUCCCCGAGCCUUGGGAGACCAUUUCAGAGGAAGUGAAUCUCGCGGGAGACUCCCUGGGGCUGGCUCUGCCCCCGCCGCCCGCCUCCCCCGUGUCUCGGACCAGCCCUCAGGAGCUGUCAGAGGAGCUGAGCAGAAGGCUCCAGAUCACUCCGGACUCCAAUGGGGAACAGUUCAGUUCUUUGAUUCAGAGAGAGCCCUCCUCGAGGCUGAGGUCUUGCAGCGUCACGGACGCGGUUGCCGAACAGGCGCAUCUCCCACCGCCCAGUGCCCCAACUAGGAGAGCACGGUCAUCAACUGUCACAGGUGGUGAGGAGACAACGCCAUCAGUGGCCUAUGUACAUACCACGCCGGGCCUACCUUCAGGCUGGGAAGAAAGAAAAGAUGCUAAGGGGCGCACAUACUAUGUCAAUCAUAACAAUCGAACCACCACUUGGACUCGGCCUAUCAUGCAGCUUGCAGAAGAUGGUGCAUCGGGAUCAGCCACAAACAGUAACAACCAUCUAAUCGAGCCUCAGAUCCGCCGGCCUCGUAGCCUCAGUUCGCCAACAGUAACUUUAUCUGCCCCACUGGAGGGUGCCAAGGACUCACCCGUACGCCGGGCUGUGAAAGAUACCCUUUCCAAUCCACAGUCCCCACAGCCAUCACCUUACAACUCCCCCAAACCACAACACAAAGUCACACAGAGCUUCUUGCCACCCGGCUGGGAAAUGAGGAUAGCUCCAAACGGCCGGCCCUUCUUCAUUGACCAUAACACAAAGACUACAACCUGGGAAGAUCCGCGCCUGAAAUUUCCAGUCCAUAUGCGGUCAAAGGCAUCUUUAAACCCCAAUGACCUUGGCCCUCUUCCUCCCGGUUGGGAAGAAAGAAUCCACUUGGACGGCCGGACGUUUUACAUCGAUCACAAUAGCAAAAUUACUCAAUGGGAAGAUCCAAGACUGCAGAACCCAGCUAUUACUGGUCCGGCUGUUCCUUACUCCAGAGAAUUUAAGCAGAAAUAUGACUACUUUAGGAAGAAAUUAAAGAAACCCGCUGAUAUUCCAAAUAGGUUCGAAAUGAAACUGCACAGAAAUAACAUAUUUGAAGAGUCCUAUCGGAGAAUCAUGUCUGUGAAAAGACCAGAUGUCCUAAAAGCUAGACUGUGGAUUGAAUUCGAAUCGGAGAAAGGUCUUGACUAUGGCGGUGUGGCCAGAGAGUGGUUCUUCUUGCUGUCCAAAGAGAUGUUCAACCCCUACUAUGGACUCUUCGAGUACUCUGCGACGGACAACUACACCCUUCAGAUCAAUCCCAAUUCAGGCCUCUGUAAUGAAGAUCAUUUGUCCUAUUUCACUUUCAUCGGAAGAGUUGCUGGUCUGGCAGUAUUUCACGGGAAACUCUUAGAUGGUUUCUUCAUUAGACCGUUUUACAAGAUGAUGCUGGGAAAGCAGAUCACUCUGAACGACAUGGAAUCUGUGGACAGUGAAUAUUACAACUCUUUGAAAUGGAUCUUAGAAAACGACCCCACUGAGCUGGACCUCAUGUUCUGUAUAGAUGAAGAAAACUUCGGACAGACAUAUCAAGUGGAUUUGAAGCCCAAUGGGUCAGAAAUAAUGGUAACAAAUGAAAACAAAAGGGAAUAUAUCGACCUGGUCAUCCAGUGGAGAUUUGUGAACAGGGUCCAGAAGCAGAUGAACGCCUUCCUGGAGGGAUUCACAGAACUGCUUCCUAUUGACUUGAUUAAAAUUUUUGAUGAAAAUGAGCUGGAGUUGCUGAUGUGCGGCCUCGGCGACGUGGACGUGAACGACUGGAGACAGCAUUCUAUUUACAAGAACGGCUACUGCCCGAAUCACCCUGUCAUUCAGUGGUUCUGGAAGGCUGUGCUAUUGAUGGACGCCGAAAAACGUAUCCGGUUGCUGCAGUUUGUCACGGGGACGUCCCGAGUACCUAUGAAUGGAUUUGCCGAACUUUAUGGUUCCAAUGGUCCUCAGCUGUUUACAAUAGAGCAGUGGGGCAGUCCUGAAAAACUGCCCAGAGCUCACACAUGCUUUAAUCGCCUUGACUUACCUCCAUACGAAACCUUUGAAGAUCUGCGAGAGAAACUUCUCAUGGCCGUGGAAAAUGCUCAAGGAUUUGAAGGGGUGGAUUAAAGCAGCACGCCCUGCCUCGGGGGUGGUUGUUCUUCGAGCAAGUUCUGCUUGCACUUUUGCAUUUUGCCUGACAGACUUCUGCGGAGACGAUUGGCAGAAGAGCGGCUGCAGGCGUGGGCCCUGGAGCUGAGCCUUCGCGGCGCACGCGUCCGCCGUCCCCGUCCAGGCGCGGGAACCCGGCCCCAGCUGAGUCCCUGCGCUUCCCCCCGCACAUCAUCGACUGGUUGAUAUGUACACUAAUUACAUUUCAGGAGGACUUUCGCUAUUUAUGUUGUGCCUCUGCAGGCAAAGCCCUUAAUAAAUAUUUUACAUACUUUCUAAUGACAAUGAAUGGAAUUAAUCACUCUACAGGUAUGGUAUUACAACUCGUGUUUACUUUUUAAAAUGAUUUAGACCGAUUUUCAGAUUUUAUUUAAUUACAAUUAAAGAUGUCUCAUGUCCUUGGAAAAGUGAGCAAUUUUUUUUUUUUUUCGUAUUUGAAUUUCAUACCGGGCUUAAUGACAAUGACAUUUUUAUUUUUGAAGUCCUUUGACACCUCCACCCUCUAUUAGAAUUGGAAGCCUAACUUUUGGCCCAAAAACCUCCUACAGACAAGUACUUUGAGAGAACUUCCAAUUCCAUUAUAUCAUUAAACAUAAUGAUAAUUUUUUUUUCCAUACUCAGAAAGAAAAACUGGGUAUUACAUUUUUGGGUUUUUUGUACAAAUCUAGAUAAUAGCUACAGGCUGCGAGACUUGUAACAUAGCAUGACAAAUUUUGUGUUGACUUGAAAGGAAUCACACCAUUAUUCCUUAGAAGUAAUUACGUGUGCUAUAACACAUUUGAGACAGGGUUGGACUACCAUUUCUCGUAAGAGAAAUUACUUAACCCUUCCCGAUGCUGUACAGACAUUCUUUUAUUCUAUUUCCUCUUCGCCAUUUGUAGUAGAGACAUUUUGAAUGAAACUUGGCACUGCUUGAUUUGAAACUGUGGAAACCA
Molecule: messenger RNA, 3857 nt
Organism: Microcebus murinus (gray mouse lemur)
Lineage: Eukaryota; Metazoa; Chordata; Mammalia; Primates; Cheirogaleidae
Gene: NEDD4L
Product: NEDD4 like E3 ubiquitin protein ligase
Biological process (GO): protein ubiquitination; regulation of dendrite morphogenesis; neuromuscular junction development
Cellular component (GO): cytoplasm
Molecular function (GO): ubiquitin protein ligase activity; sodium channel inhibitor activity; protein binding
Source: RefSeq, a predicted model, not a curated record